This is a messenger RNA of Aphanomyces invadans, 890 nucleotides long. RefSeq lists its product as hypothetical. Lineage: Eukaryota; Oomycota; Saprolegniomycetes; Saprolegniales; Verrucalvaceae. Bases 54 to 752 code for a protein of 232 amino acids. Gene Ontology annotation, molecular function: sequence-specific DNA binding; DNA-binding transcription factor activity. The transcript has a single exon. The record is from RefSeq and is a predicted model, not a curated record. Gene Ontology annotation, biological process: regulation of DNA-templated transcription.
UGCAAUCUCUCCCGUCGGUCGCAACCACGCGGCGGCCGUUGGCAUUCGUCCACAUGCAGCAAGAGCUCACGCCCCCCGCGACAACAUUUGGCCUGCGCAUUCAAGUGCCGACCCACGACAACCAUUUUCAACGGAUGCUGUACCCGCCACAGACGUCGCCGACCGACGAGUACUCGCCGACGGACGCGCGCGAGAUGGCGCCGUUCCUGCGCAACCUGCGCAACAUGCUCGAGAUGGAGAGCCCGGAAGUGCUGCGAUGGAACAAGGACGGGUCGGCGUUCGAGAUUCACAACAUGGACGAGCUCACGCACACCAUCUUGCCCAAGUACUUCAAGCACAACAAGUACACGAGUUUCCAGCGCCAGCUCAACUACUUUCACUUUAAAAAGUGGACCAAGUCCCGCGCCAACGUGUGCACGUUCUCCAACGACUUUUUCCUCCGCGACGACCCGGACAAGAGCUUGUGGAUCACGCGAAAAAAAGCGCUCGGGGGCAGCCGGUCGGCGUCGUUUGACGAGUCGGUGCCGACGCCGCGCACGGCUGCCGUCAUGGUGGCCGAGGGAUUCGACCCAUGCGACCCGCGCCGACCGACCCCGCAAGAGUUUCUCAUGAAGGACGAUCUCGAGUGGCUCGCCAACUUGGAAACCGUGCCUCUCUCCAACGUCAAAGGCGACUCGGCUGCCCUCGACUGGAUACAGCCGACUCCAUACCCCGACGCAGCCUACCCCGACACGUGGGUCGUCAACGUGUGAAGCUUCCGGUCUCGCAUCGCGGGUCUCGGGACCUCUUUGUUGGCAGUAGUUUGCGUGGCAUUAAUUUAUUCGGGCUCCCCCACUACUUCGUUGGUCGUCGUGAUGCUUAUCCCAUUCGAGGCCGAAAACCAUCGAAAC